Messenger RNA from Plasmodium gallinaceum, 210 nucleotides. RefSeq names its product DNA-directed RNA polymerase 2 8.2 kDa polypeptide, putative. NCBI's taxonomy places the organism in Eukaryota, Apicomplexa, Aconoidasida, Haemosporida, Plasmodiidae. Gene Ontology annotation, biological process: tRNA transcription by RNA polymerase III; transcription by RNA polymerase I; transcription by RNA polymerase II. The transcript has a single exon. The record is from RefSeq and is a predicted model, not a curated record. Bases 1 to 210 code for a protein of 69 amino acids. Gene Ontology annotation, cellular component: RNA polymerase II, core complex; RNA polymerase I complex; RNA polymerase III complex. Gene Ontology annotation, molecular function: DNA-directed RNA polymerase activity; zinc ion binding; DNA binding.
AUGAUAAUACCAGUUCGUUGUUUUACUUGUGGUAAAUUAAUUGGUAACUUAUGGAAUAUUUAUGAAAAAAAAUUAGAAGAAGGUAUAUCAAAGUCUGAUGCAUUAGAUGAAUUAAAUUUAUACAGAUAUUGUUGUAGAAGGAUGAUAUUAACUCACGCUGAUAUGAUGGACAAAUUAUUAUCAUAUAAUAUAUAUGAAAGAAAAUUAUAG